ACGGCUAAUUUGCCGCGCUCACUUCAACGGUGGUUGGCAUGACGACAGGAUGGUUAAAAUUGUCAUAAAGCGGGCAGAUGUCUCGUAUUUCAUCGUAGAGGUACCCGCGAGCUUCAGUGUGGAGGACCUAAUAAAUCUUGUAUGUGAAAUCUACAAUGGAUACCUAAAAAUAGGCAGACUGUGUGCCGAAAUCGACGAUUUAGCUAAACAUGGCGUUUCACUACCUCCCAACAUGCAGAGCGCUCAGGGUUUAACAGAGGACCAGGUGACCGAUUUGAAGUUGACGGAUGACUGGGGCGAGAAAUGCAUUCCAAGUGGUGGCUACAUUGAAUGUAAGGACGAGAUCGGUAGAAGGAAUGGAAAAGCACCAAACGAAAAAAUGGCCGAGGUAUUGCGGAGAACUAUAGACGAAGCUAAGAGGCUGGUCAGCAAAGAUCUUGUGAAGCGUGAUCAGUGCAUGGAUAAGUCGACAGUGAAAGAAGCGUUGAUGAUGUUGAGCGGUGCCGUAACUAUCGUUUAUCCCAUGGGUUUGCCGCCACACGAUCCGAUUAAAAAAGAGUUAGACAAUGAAGAGGAUCUCGAAGGCACUCAGGCGGAACAUCUCUGUAGUAUCCGAGAUAGUGCAGUAUAUUUACUUGUCUCCCUACUCGCCGAUGCUGAAAACUACCUUCCCCCAGACGGUUUGGACCGUCUUGGGAAUGAUCCGGUAGCACAUUGUCCGGAUUCCCGAUUUCCUUAUGUUCCAAUUCACCAGGCGACUAGCAUCUCUACAUCCGUGGAAGCAGCGAUGCUACCCUCUCCCCAGAAAGACAAGGCGGCAAAAGAAGUCAUCCCUAUGGAAGAGGGUACGUUGUGGUUCUCCGGCAAGGAAAUGCUUCGCGGUAAACAGCUAUCGGACUACGUUGGACGAAACGAGAAGACGAAAAUUGUAGCUAAACUUUCUAGGCGUGGUGCCGGAGCCCCAGCCAGAGAGCCUGUUGUGAGUGAGGAUGAUCAGAGGGCUAUGAUGUCUUAUUAUUACAAGAAACAGGAAGAAUGGAAGAAGUUGGAGGCAAACGACGAGGAUUCUUACCUUGACUCCGCAUGGGCUGAACCUGGUCAACUCAAACGUCAAUUCCAUGGACUCGGUGAUAUUAAAUGGGGACCACGAUGAUAUGGACGAAGUUUUUUCCGGUUCCCGGAGUUGAGAUGUUCUACGAUGAAAGCUUACGACCACUGGCGUUUGGAUGUAUAUAAUUGUGGUCUACGGACCACAACUAUAUGACUACCACAAAAUGUAUUUGACGAAUCACAUAGUCAUGAAUUCUGGUUGUUUGUGCGCUUAUUACCGUAAAAAUUGGCACCGUAAAUGCUUGUCACGGGUGAUGGAAAUGCGAAGUAACGAAACGGCCUAGGUUUGUCUUUCUACCAUGAUUUACUGGAACUUCUUUUUAAAGAUUCCUCGUACUCCUUGUCCUCCAGUUCAGUUAGUGAUGGAAAAGUGGGUGACAUUGAGCAAGGAGCGAGUAUUUAUUAUUGGCUUUUAUACACUCAGGUUUAAAGUUGACUUUGAACAGCUUUCCAGAAUUGAAUCUGUGUGCGCGGAUCACGGCCUUCGCUUCAAACGCCAUGCGAGACUGUAGAGAUUGUCCAUGGGUUCAGCCACUGUCGUGUAUGGCUGAUUCACUAAGUUCCAGGCUUCAUACAGGACUCCAGAAGGUAUACUGAACAUAAGCUGCUCUUGACAAAGCGCGUCUGCCAAGGCACGUGGCGUUUCCGAUUGGAUUGCCGUGGUAUAAAUCAAGCAUGCUGAAAGAGAACAGGACAAAAAUGCGGCAGUCAGUUACGUAGACCAAUAACUGCCUAUCGUGGAAUUUGGUUCUAUAUGCGUUUUAGUAUUUGCUGACUUAAGCUUCAUCUGGAUUGGGCUUUUAGCAGAUAUUGGACCAGGUUCUUGACCUUGAUUAUUUCCUUGACCUUUGAAGUGUGUGUGGGAAUCGUCCCUGCCACGGCAUCAUAUCCAGACCAGUUGUUGUAAUGAGUAAUGAUCGCCAACGGGAAAGAAAUGUUAGCAUUUGGGUUUUCAUGCCAAUCGUCACAGGCACUAUUCCCGUUCCUUUUAUACUUUGGACUGCAUGCAUGACCUUCGCUAACGAAACUAAGCUCUUCUGUCAUUAAGAUCUAUUUGUUUCCGUUCUGUCAGUUAACGGUUGAUAGAUAAACGUACCCCGGAAACUUACCCAAGCGAUCAUCCUCGAAUCCUAACGUAUAUCCCAAUAAUGAGUUUACACGUUGGAUAUUUUCCAGCUCCUGUCCGAUAACCUAAAACAAAAUUAUCACAAGCAGCAAACCUUUACUUAAUGAAGGGGGAUUGGCAAGGUGAACUAAGCAGAACUUGACUGACGAGUGUGUGAGGUUCGUGAAAUUUUCAGUGCAAUAUCUAUCUCAGUAUUCACUUGCGACUAUUGGAAUUGUGGAGUUUUUUAUUGUUAGUCAUCAUUGAUGCCUUAUCAGAUGUGCAUUUAAUCUUCCGGGAAUGUCGCGAAUGAUUCAUUGGCACCAUUGGGUUUCAAUAUUACGUAUGUGAUCGCCAUCUUUAUAAUUUGAGCUCCUCGAUUAGUCUCAAACCAACCGCUGCUUCCUUUCGGCAAGGAUUUCGACACGAAGGCUUUGGUUGAGGACCCUAAUCGUCGUUCAGUCUAGGUUUGCGCGCGCCGGUAAUAUUCCAGGCCACAUACAACCAUGGACGUUACAGGUAAAAUUACUUUGAUGUCACAUCGGUCGUCGCGUGGUGACAUUGGUCAGGUUGCCUUGUUCACUGCGCAAAACAGGGCGAAUAAAUGAGAACAUAUGACUGAGAACAUAUGACAUCGAUCCACAUACGCUAUUCAGGUCUCUAUCUCUUGUUUUGAUUGCAGUCUUUAACAUGAGAACUCCUGGGCGGAUUGACCACAAGCCGCUCUUGCGCAUAUUCUAGGUACUCUGAAAUUCUAAAACAGGAUCCACGUGAGGUUGUUGAAAUUACAGCAUCCUCUCUAUCUAGACGCUAAAGACUACGAACUUCGAGUGAUUCUGAUUGGGUUGCAGCGAGUUGCACUGUCGUUGGUAUAGCCUUAGGUUUUCAAGCCGAAGCUUCAUUGUUCGAUUGGAAACAUAAAUGGCCGCUUUAGUGCUGUCAGACGUCCAACUGCGAUAACAACUGGUCUAAGUACUGAACGCUACUUGCUUAUCGUGUUUGUUUAUACGUCAUCGGAGUAGUUCGGACUUGUUGAAAGACGCUGUAUACCGAUAAUUAGCCGUCCUGUUGUCGACCAUGAAGAACUCAGAUAUAGCCAUAAUAACAGGAGAUUUCUGUCCGCAAUUAAGACGCCUCAGUUCACUGGAAGCUCGCUUCGGUGGUAUUUUUAGUAUAAACGCAAAACGCAAUGACAAUGGUGAACAUCUUAUGCAAUUCUGUACUGAUCACCAGCUGUUUCUCAGAAGUACUGGGUUUGGACACAGUGGGUGCCGUUGUGUCUCACCUGGCGUCCUACUGCUGGUUCCGCAGUUAGCUAGAAGGAACUCGAAAUCUGCAAUUCCUCGUCCUACUCAUGAGUAGCUUAAGCAGUGAGUUGCUGGCACUGCCGUGACGGCAUGUGCCCUAAAGACUACCGGUGCAUGGAUUUAAUAAACGAGGCAUCUUGGCGUUUUUUGGAAGUAAAUAAGUCGCUUUGUUACAGAGUAAUACUCUCGUUUCCUUGCCACUCAUUACUGACUCCACUCUAGUGAGGCCUUAGGUGUACAGUGUUUGAACCAGAUGGUCAUUUCCUGGGACUGGUCUAGGGGAUUAGCUGAUGUCCUUCCGUUUGGCAAGCCCUGAACUGAGUGGAGUCAUUCGAGGUAGCUAACUUUGAUAAAACUUUGGAAAAGGUGAGAAGCAAGACUACUUGAGAGCAUUUCCUAUUAUGCACUUAUUUUAAGAUUGCACUAUGGGAGGUCUGUACACAGUAGAAUGCCGUAAACUUAAAUGGUGUUUUGAGCGGUUAGUGGUGAAACACGGAAUGUUUGACUGAUGUACAGUUCUUAGCAUGGGUAUUCGAGCAUUUGUGCAUUAAAUUUUCAUAAUUCACAC
This is a messenger RNA of Opisthorchis viverrini, 4090 nucleotides long. RefSeq lists its product as hypothetical. The record is from RefSeq and is a predicted model, not a curated record. NCBI's taxonomy places the organism in Eukaryota, Metazoa, Platyhelminthes, Trematoda, Opisthorchiida, Opisthorchiidae. Bases 50 to 1153 code for a protein of 367 amino acids. Gene Ontology annotation, biological process: regulation of cilium movement. The transcript has 5 exons.